GGCCAACGCCGCCGUGCAUGAAGCGACCAGGAGCAUACUGGGAAUCUGGACUGCGAGCAUGCACCCCAUUCACCUCCUAUGCAUGCAAUUCUUCAUGGGAGAUGGAUCUCUCGACAUUGGUCAUGCUGUUGCCAGCACCAUAGCGACAAAGAUGGUUGAGUCAGCAGAGUUAGCUCUUUUGACACAUCAGGAAGGAAGACGAUGCACCAAUGACGAUUUGCUCGCUUAUGGCUUGCAGUUCAGGUCAUUUCUUCAUGCUUGUCCAAACAUAUUCAGUGGUCUGACACGACUCAAGCUAGAGAAUUUGAGGCUAGGUGAAUCAGAUUUCACUAAAGUCUUUAGUCUGUCCAAGAGAUUGGAGUUCCUCUGCUUGUUCAACUGUUUUGCGGGGAUUCUGUCUGUGCUAGAAGUGGAACACCAGCAACUUCGCGAACUUGAGAUUUUCAGCUGUGAUUUGGAAAGGGUUGACCUGAAUUGGCUACCAAACCUCACAAAUCUGACCUUUUCUUGUUGGGCCUCUCAUCAUGAUCUUUUGUCCUUUGGUUAUGUCCCACUGCUCCAGGCUGUAACUCUGAGUAAUACGGCUGUUUCGUGGCACAAGAUGCUCAAGUUAAGUGAAAUUCUUGGCAAUGCCACCAUAAGCGAGCUCCAUUUGAACUUCGAAAGCGAAAAGAUUUGGGUCAAACCUAAAGGUCCAAGAGAAUUAUCAAAGGUGUUCCACAAAUUAAGGCUUGUAAAUUUAGCUGACAUUUCAGAAGAAUGUGAUCUGGCCUGGACAUUGUUUGUCUUGCAAGGUGCGCCUUCCCUUAAAGAGCUAUGCUUAAUGGUUUCGAAUAGAUGCGAAAUGACAUGGGAUAAGGAGGGAAGGAAGGAGUUCGAGUUUAGUGAGGACAAGAAGGAUGCGGGUUUAGAGUGGGAAACAUCUUUCAAGCACCACAAUCUGGCUGUGCUCAGGAUCUUUGGGUUUCAAUUUGAAGAGAAGUUUGUGAAUUAUGUCCAAUUUGUCAUGGAAUCAGCUGUCAAUCUGAAGGACAUAUACCUGUAUGAGAGGCCAAUAUGUGAGACAUGUAUGAACAAGAAGCAAAAGGACAGAUACCCAUGGGCAAAGAAGUAGAGGAUCUCACUCAUCAACAGUUUGGACAUGGAUACGCUCCCGCUUUUAAGGAUUCACUUUCCAAGUUUGAGAACCUGACGGAUGCACACAGUGUUAUCUGAAUUUGGGUGUGUCCAUCCCUGACAUCGAUUUAAGACGGUAAUGAAAUUUAAGAUAGAGCCUUUGCUUGAUAUUUUAAGCUGGCAUCCCAAUGUGUUUGCAAGAUAUAUGUAGUGAGAAGGAUUAUCCCAUCCCAGCAGUACUCCACCCUUC
Molecule: messenger RNA, 1366 nt
Organism: Lolium perenne
Lineage: Eukaryota; Viridiplantae; Streptophyta; Magnoliopsida; Poales; Poaceae
Source: RefSeq, a predicted model, not a curated record